UAAAGACUCACAAAACAAGAUGACUGGCAUGGAAAUGAUAACCAGGAACAAACUUUUUGCUGUGAACAAUGGAGCAAACUACGAGUGAAAACCCUGAAAAAAUAUUUACAUGCCAGUUGUGUGGUUUGAGUACCCCUUUUACUUACUACGGCCAGAAACCACCUAACACCAGAGCUAUUGUAUUGCUCGAGGACUGUUUUGUGACCAAGGACCCCUUCAGUCCAGACAAGGAAAAGUUUUUAAUCUUGGGGUCUACCUGCAGCCUGUGCAGUCUGGGUGUCUGUGUUGGCUCGGACUGCAGUCUCUUCUACACCAAGAGGUUCUGCAUGCGGUGUGUGAACAAGCACUUGGACCAGUUUCCCCAUCAGAUUCAGACUGAGCUUGCAAAGAAGAAGCAGAGUUCAAAUGCUGCUGUUUCCUGAUAAAAGAGGUCCAUAACCGGCUUAGCAGACUGCAAUAAACACUUCAGUAUAUGCAUUUUGUCAUAAAAUGAGUAAAACAUG
This is a messenger RNA of Melanotaenia boesemani (Boeseman's rainbowfish), 503 nucleotides long. It is a transcript of the gene cdpf1, whose product is annotated as cysteine rich DPF motif domain containing 1. The coding region runs from base 69 to 422 and encodes 117 amino acids. Lineage: Eukaryota; Metazoa; Chordata; Actinopteri; Atheriniformes; Melanotaeniidae. The transcript is spliced from 3 exons. The record is from RefSeq and is a predicted model, not a curated record.